Raphanus sativus (radish) is the source of this 493-nucleotide messenger RNA. RefSeq names its product protein ORGAN SIZE RELATED 1. NCBI's taxonomy places the organism in Eukaryota, Viridiplantae, Streptophyta, Magnoliopsida, Brassicales, Brassicaceae. Gene Ontology annotation, biological process: positive regulation of organ growth. The transcript has a single exon. The coding region runs from base 82 to 357 and encodes 91 amino acids. The record is from RefSeq and is a predicted model, not a curated record.
UAAGUAGAGGCACACACACAAAGGCAAAAGGAUCAAAGUCAUUUUAAAAAGUUUGUUUGAUAAACUAUAUACUAAUGGAUAAUGAGCGUACAUAAUCAACGGCUGAGAUUCGAAGUCACACCCAAGCCAACAAUGAGUUUGCCCGGAAGGUCUUUUAUCACAGCGAGAUCCGUCGCAGUUAUUCUCUUUCUCUGUCUAUUUCUUCUGAUUCUGCCACCGUUCCUUCCGCCGCUUCCACCGCCUCCAUCGACGCUCCUUCUUCUCCCUCUUCUGCUCAUGAUUCUCCUAAUUUUCUUGGCCUUUUCUCCUUCUAAUGAGCCUAGCCUCACUGUAGAAGUAGAACCCCUCGACCCCUGAUGAGUAAUGUCGCCGACUUCAGCACCGACCGUACAUUUUACAUUUAUAUAGGCAUUAAACAAUUAUGUAUAAGUGUGUCUGUAUAUGCUGUAUGCAUUUGUAAGAAGCAGAUUUAAGAGCUUUUAGUUUCGUGCAA